Molecule: messenger RNA, 666 nt
Organism: Arachis ipaensis
Lineage: Eukaryota; Viridiplantae; Streptophyta; Magnoliopsida; Fabales; Fabaceae
Source: RefSeq, a predicted model, not a curated record
AUGCCCAGGAAAGCUCGCUUCAAGAAAGGCACAAGAGUAGAGCCACCACGUCAGCAGCCUCCAGCUGCACCUCCUGUGUCUUCACCAUCCGAUGACAAUAAUUGGCUCAUCCCUCCGCCCCCCAGUAAUGGUGGUGUUUCUGCAGCGGCUCUUCUGCAACUCUUUUGUCCACCUAGGAGCGAACCAAGACCUGAGCCACAAGCCACUAACAGUUCACAAGUGACGGAACCGUGCAAUGAAGACAUUGACCCGGAGGCGAACGAGGUAGAUUCGUUUGAGGAACACAUUGACAGGAUGUUUGCUGCUUCUGAUGCUGCAAAGCACAAACGACGAAAGACUACUGAGUUUUGGGAUGUUGAUCUCAUUGAUUCUGAAGGAAUAAUCAAGCAAGCUAAAAUGAGUGUGAGGGAGGCUAUGGAGCGGUCUCUUAAUGGUAGCAAGAUCAUCCUGAGGUUCAAUGAGGAACUGCAGGCAGUCGGAGAUGGAGCUGGCCUGUUAAGUGGCAUUCUAGGAGCGCUGGAUUCUGAUUAUAGCAAAUUUCCUAUCUGUGAAAAGAGUUGGGCAAAGGUGCGGGACAAAGACAGGGUUUAUGAUGAUUGUAUAAAGGUAAUGACGUUCGGCAAAUUUUUUAAUCAUAUCGAACCUUUAACUUGCAAUUACUUAUAG